Molecule: messenger RNA, 3894 nt
Organism: Eublepharis macularius
Lineage: Eukaryota; Metazoa; Chordata; Lepidosauria; Squamata; Eublepharidae
Gene: ZNF532
Product: zinc finger protein 532
Exons: 8
Coding region: 1-3894 (1297 amino acids)
Source: RefSeq, a predicted model, not a curated record
AUGGGAGAUAUGAAGACCCCAGACUUUGAUGACCUCCUUGCGGCAUUUGACAUCCCAGAUAUGGUUGACCCUAAAGCUGCUAUUGAAUCUGGACACGAUGAUCAUGAAAGCCACAUAAAACAAAACGUACACACUGAUGACGAUUCCCACGCACCCUCGUCAUCAGAUGUCGGUGUAAGUGUCAUUGUGAAAAACGUGCGGACUAUUGAUUCUUCUGAAGGAACGGAGAAGGAUGGGCACCAUUCCACAGGCAAUGGUUUGCAUAACGGGUUUCUAACUGUAUCGACUCUCGAGGGCUACAAUAAAGAGGAAGGGAAGUCUCUGAAGGAUGAUACCUCCGUCUCGGAGACGACGUUGAAGGAGUCUGCCUUCAACCAGUUUAGCCCAAUCUCAAGCGCCGAAGAGUUUGAUGAUGAUGAAAAAAUUGAGGUGGAUGAUCCUCCUGAUAAAGAAGAGAUGCGUGGAAACUUCAGAGCAAAUGUAUUAACGGGGUCUGUCUCCCAGCAGGAAUAUGAGAAGCUAAAGGUACUUGGAGGAGAAAACCUCAUUAAACCUGGAGUGGCAAGUUCAGGCAAUGCAGAGAAAAACAAAGUUGUUAAAAGGGACUCUGAAGCAAACUCAACAACUUUAGGUAUGUAUGAACCUUUUAAAACAAGGAAAAUAGAUGAUAAGCUGCUUAAGGAAAACUCUGAAAAAUUACUUGAAAAUAGGGCAAUUGAUGGAAAAAUGGGCACAGAGAAAGGGGAAGUAACCCUUGCCAGUGUUUCACAGUCAAAAGCAAAAACAUCAGCAAAACUUUCCUCGUGUAUUGCUGCAAUUGCAGCACUUAGUGCUAAAAAAGCAGCAACGGACACCAGUAAAGACCCACAGUCUAAUUCAAGAGAAUCAUCUCCGUUGCCGAAAGAUAUGAAUGAAAGUCCAAGGGCCUCUGACAAAUCACCUGAAUCUCAAAGUCUCAUUGAUUGUGCUAAAAAAUCUUCAGUGAAACAGCCUGAUAGUCCCAGGAGUAUAUCGAGUGAAAACAGCAGUAAAGGGUCUCCUCAGUCUCCCGCAGGCUCAACACCAGCAAUUCCAAAAGUUCGCAUAAAAACCAUCAAGACGUCAUCUGGGGAAAUCAAGAGAACGGUGACAAGAGUGUUGCCGGAAGUUGAUUUGGACAGUGGGAGGAAACCAGACCAAGCUGGUUCCAUGGUUGCAUCUGUGACAUCACUGUUGUCCUCUCCAACUUCUGCAGUCCUUUCUUCUCCCCCUAGGGCACCUCUUCAAUCAACAGUUGUCGCCAAUGCCGUCACGUCAGCGGAACUGGCUCCCAAGCAGGUCACCAUUAAGCCUGUGGCUACUGCUUUUCUUCCCGUAUCGGCCGUUAAGACGGCAGGAUCACAAGUUAUCAAUCUGAAACUGGCUAACAACACAACGGUGAAAGCCACGGUGAUAUCCGCUGCAUCGGUACAGAGUGCCAGCAGUGCCAUUAUCAAAGCUGCCAACGCGAUACAGCAGCAGACUGUUGUGGUGCCAGCGUCGAGCCUUGCCAGUGCAAAACUUGUGCCAAAGACGGUCCAUCUUGCCAACCUUAACCUACUGCCUCAAAGCGCUCAGACCACUUCUGAGCUCCGCCAAGUGCUAACAAAACCUCAGCAACAGAUUAAGCAGGCAAUAAUUUCAGCAGCUGCUUCGCAGCCUUCUAAAAAAGUAUCUCGAGUCCAGGUGGUGUCAUCUUUACAGAGCUCGGUCGUUGAAGCUUUCAACAAGGUGCUUAGCAGUGUUAACCCCGUCCCAGUUUACAUCCCGAACCUCAGUCCUCCUGCAAAUGCAGGCAUCACUCUGCCCACCCGUGGUUACAAGUGUUUGGAGUGCGGGGACUCGUUUGCUCUCGAAAAGAGUCUGACGCAACACUACGAUAGGAGGAGUGUGAGAAUCGAGGUCACCUGCAAUCAUUGCACGAAAAACCUUGUUUUCUACAACAAAUGCAGCCUCCUUUCCCAUGCUCGUGGACAUAAGGAGAAAGGGGUUGUGAUGCAGUGUUCCCAUUUGAUUUUGAAACCGGUCCCAACAGAUCAAAUGAUAGCUUCUCCUACAAGCAAUACUUCCGUUGCAUCGUCUGGUCUUCAGAGCCCUGGUGGUGUGGGCACCCAUACUGUAACAAAGAUACAGUCUGGCAUAACUGGGACAGUCAUAUCAGCUCCAGCGAGCACUCCUGUUCCUCCAGCUAUGCCUCUGGACGAAGACUCAUCAAAGCUAUGCCGGCAUAGCCUGAAGUGUUUGGAGUGUAAUGAAGUUUUCCAAGAUGAGACGUCUCUAGCUACGCACUUCCAGCAUGCUGCUGACUCAAGUGGACAAAAAACAUGCAGUAUAUGCCAGAUGCUACUUCCCAAUCUGUGCAGUUUUGCAUCGCAUCAGAGAAUCCAUCAACAUAAAUCUCCAUACACCUGUCCGGAAUGCGGCGCCAUCUGCAGGUCGGUCCAUUUCCAAACCCACGUCACCAAGAACUGCCUACAUUACACUCGAAGAGUUGGAUUCCGGUGCGUCCAUUGCAAUGUGGUGUACUCGGAUGUGGCAGCGCUCAAGUCUCACAUUCAAGGCUCCCACUGUGAAGUCUUCUACAAAUGUCCCAUCUGUCCAAUGGCAUUCAAGUCAGCACCCAGCACCCAUUCCCACGCCUAUACGCAGCACCCUGGAAUCAAGAUAGGGGAGCCAAAAAUAAUAUACAAAUGUUCCAUGUGCGACACAGUGUUUACUCUGCAGCCUUUGCUCUAUCGCCACUUUGACCAGCACAUUGACAACCAGAAAGUAUCAGUCUUCAAGUGCCCAGACUGUUCUCUUUUGUACGCACAGAAGCAGCUGAUGAUGGAUCAUAUCAAGUCUAUGCACGGGACGCUGAAAAGUGUUGAGGGGCCUCCAAACCUGGGCAUCAGUCUGCCGCUGAGCACAAAGCCCACCACUCAGAACUCAGUGGGUCACAACAAAGAGGACUCCAAGGCCGUUAACGGGACCGAAAAGACAGAGAAGAAAUCCCCCUCCCCUGUAAAGAAAGCAGAGCCCAAAAAAAUACCCAAUCCUGGCUGGACAUGCUGGGAAUGCGACCGGCUGUUUACGCAGAGAGAUGUUUACAUAUCUCACAUGAGGAAAGAGCAUGGAAAGCAAAUGAAGAAGCAUCCUUGUCGACAGUGUGACAAAUCUUUCAGUUCCUCGCACAGUCUCUGCCGCCACAACCGUAUCAAGCACAAAGGCAUUAGGAAAGUAUAUACCUGCUCACAUUGCCCAGAUUCAAGACGGACUUUUACCAAGCGAUUGAUGCUCGAAAAACACAUUCAGCUGAUGCAUGGCAUUAAGGAGCCCGAUGUGAAAGAGAUGACAGAAUCAACCAACGUAGGAGAAAGUGAAGUCAAGGAAGACACCAAGGUUCCCAGUCCAAAGCGUAAAUUGGAGGAACCAGUGCUAGAGUUCAGGCCCCCUCGAGGUGCCAUCACGCAGCCACUGAAGAAGUUGAAGAUCAACGUUUUCAAAGUCCACAAGUGUGCAGUGUGUGGCUUCACAACAGAAAACCUCCUUCAGUUCCACGAACAUAUCCCCCAGCAUAAAUCGGACGGCUCUUCCUACCAGUGCCGGGAAUGUGGUCUCUGCUAUACCUCCCACGUCUCUCUUUCCAGGCACCUCUUCAUUGUGCAUAAGCUGAAGGAGCCUCAGCUAGUCUCCAAACAGAAUGGAUCCGGGGAAGAUAGCCAACAGGAAAAUAAACCCAGCCACGAGGAGGAGGCAUCGGACAAUGCCAUGUCCGACCGGAAAUGCAAAGUUUGCUCAAAGACCUUUGAAACGGAAGCUGCCUUAAACACCCACAUGCGGACCCAUGGGAUGGCUUUCAUUAAAUCAAAACGAAUGAGUUCGACUGAAAAAUAA